AUGUAUAUAGUGGUGAAUGUAAAUGGCAAAAUGGCCAAUAAUAUAUUUCAGCCAAGGCAGACGAAUAUUGGAAACAUUCAAAAAUUUCCGCCAGGGAGUGCGGUGAUGGAUCAAGAAGAGAAGAGAUAUGUAGUGGUGUGUGUUUACAUUGACAUUUGCGGCGUGGUAUCACAUCGAGGGUUUCGACGAUGUAUUCGGUGGGGCGACGCCAGCUGGUCUACCAAGAAAGUGGUACUCGGAUGGCUCCUGGAUUCCGUUGACAAAACCAUCAGCCUUCCGCCACAUCGAAUUGAACGGCUGCAAACCAUCCUGGCCGGCAUUGGCCCCACAAAGAAGCGCACCAGUGCCAAGAACUGGCAUCGUUUGCUGGGUGAAUUGCGAUCCAUGGUGAUUGGAAUCCCAGGUGCACGCGGCCUGUUUAGCCCACUUCAAGAAGCCUUUCGGACCAAAACCCCGGACCAUCGUCUUCACCUGAAUGCCAUGGUUCACCAAUUCCUGGACGAUUUCCGUCAGCUGUCCACAACCCUUGGUAACCGUCCCACCAGGAUAGCCGAACUCGUUCCUCAAGAUCCGAGUGUUAUUGGAACUACAGACGCUUCAGGGACGGGGAUGGGCGGCAUUGCUUUUCUCAAUACUCCCUCUGGUCUGCGACCCAUACUCUGGCGGCAUCGCUACCCCAAGCAUGUCCAAUCACAAUUGAUAACCUUCGACAAUCCACGGGGAUCGUUGAGCAUUGGCGACUUGGAACUGUCUGCCACGGUGUGCCACCACGAUGUCAUCACUACUGCUGCCGAUGCUCGGGAGCACACCAUCCACAGCUUCCACGACAACACAGCUGCCCAAUUUUGGCAGCGCAAGGGCUCCACCACUACGACAGGACCGCCUGCCACCCUGCUUCGCCUCCAGUCCCACCAUCAACGGAUGUUCCGCUAUGUACCGUUCCACGACUAUCUCCCAGGACUCCUGAAUAAAAUGAAUGAAUUGCUGGGAGCUGCACCGCGUUCGUCUGCCGAUUCUUUCCGCCGUGAUCUCGAUAUUAACCAGCAAACAGUACGAAAGGGUGUCGUUCGAGGAACUCAAGAUACUGCUGACGCGCACUGGGAGCUUUGGACCAAGUUCUGUGAAGAACUUGGACUCGACCCCCUCCUCCGCGUCCCUGAUCCCGUUCAAUUUCUCCAAGUCUUUGCCACACGCUACCGCCGUCGACCAGGAAAGUACCCCGGUGAAUGCGUCCGAUCUGGCACGGUUUCGAACGCCAUACGCUCGGUGGGCCAGACGAUGGCCAGCAUGGGGGCCAGGGAUGCUCGGAAAGACAGCACGGGUUCCAUUGACUUCCGCCUGACUCGGAUGUUCAAGGCCUACACCCGAGAGGACCCACCGCCUCAUCGGGUGAAACCCAUCCCAGUCGGUAUCAUUAAGUAUAUCGCCAACCAAAGUCGAAAUCAACCUUGCAAAGUUCAGGCCAUUUCUGACAUGAUCAUCGUGGCUUUCUUUUUUCUCCUCCGCCCUGGCGAAUACACAGGCACCACAAACGAUGACACACCUUUCCGGUUCCUUGAUGUUCAGCUCAAAGUCGGCGUACGCCACCUUGACCUUCUCACUACCACACCUGCUGAAUUAUGGGCUGCCACCAGUGUUGCCCUUACAUUCACCACGCAAAAGAAUGGUGUCCGUGGCGAAGUCAUCUGUCACGGUCGGAGCGGCCAUGAUGUCCUCUGCCCCGUCCGCUCCAUGAUCCGCCGUAUCCUCCAUCUCCGACAACAUACUGCAAACAUGCACACCAUCAUUGCAACCUAUUUCCAAAACGGCCGCCAUUACUCCGUAAAAUCGGCCGACAUCACCACUACAUUACGCCAAGCUACAGCCGCCUGCGGCGCCGACCUCGGUUUCCUUCCUUCCGACGUCAGCGCCCGCUCCCUUCGCGCGGGCGGUGCCAUGGCCCUUUUCUGCUCCAACGUCGAUCGCGACACCAUCCAACUCAUUGGACGCUGGAAAAGCGACGCCAUGCUUCGCUACCUCCAUGUCCAAGCCCAACCAGUUAUGCAAGGCUUCGCCUCCAUGAUGCUUCAAGGCGGCGAAUACGCUAUUCAUCCUGGCCAGAACCUUGUCCCAAUGUACUGA
Cylindrotheca closterium is the source of this 2121-nucleotide messenger RNA. Lineage: Eukaryota; Bacillariophyta; Bacillariophyceae; Bacillariales; Bacillariaceae. The record is from the annotation of a GenBank genome assembly.